Phalaenopsis equestris is the source of this 2698-nucleotide messenger RNA. Its product is annotated as probable galacturonosyltransferase 7. The coding region runs from base 224 to 2194 and encodes 656 amino acids. The record is from RefSeq and is a predicted model, not a curated record. Lineage: Eukaryota; Viridiplantae; Streptophyta; Magnoliopsida; Asparagales; Orchidaceae. Gene Ontology annotation, molecular function: polygalacturonate 4-alpha-galacturonosyltransferase activity. The transcript has 10 exons.
UAAUCACCCCUCCGCCAUGGCUCUAUCUAAAAUAAACCAUCUUCUUCUCUUCGCUGUUACGCCCCCUUCAUCGAAUCCGAAAAAAAGCUGUAAGAAAAGCUUCCGUCGAAGACCGAGUGGAUGAACUCGGAUGACGAAGCGGUGAUGGAGAUGGGAGACCGACCGUUUUUGUCUGAUCUGUCCAGAUUGUAGUGCAGAUCCUAAUCGGAGAAGGCCGGAGGAGAUGAAAGGCCAUGCAGCGGUAACGACGACGUCGUUGUCUCCGGCGAAGCAGUGGAGAUGGAAAUGGCUCGCACUGACCGUGCUCCUGCUUGUUUUCUUCUCGAUGCUCGUCCCCCUUGCUUUCCUUCUCGGGCUUCACAACGGCCUCCCUGUCGGAUACUUGGGUGAUGAUAAUGCAGCAUCUGAUUUUCUUGAAAUUUAUGGCCACGGGGAUGGAGUCACAGGGCAGUAUUCAUUGAAGGAUGAUUCCAGGGCAAAGCAAAUGUUGUUGAACUUUACACCAUCUUUGCCACAGGAAAUUGUACAAAGCAUAACAGGAGAUGGUGAUGGGAAAUCUAAAGGCUUUGAACCAGAUGAGGACAGUGAACAACUUGAUUCUCAGCCAACGGGUGUUGUAUCCAACUCAGAUUCAAAUGCUACGACUCCUUUUCCAGAAGUCGUACCCAAGCCACCAGCUGAUGCUUUCAACGUGCAAUUAACUUCAGAUUCAAGGCUUGGUGACAGAGUUGCAGCAAAUCCUUCUAAUGGUUCAAACUUCUAUGGAUCAGAGAGUUCUUGUCAGCUUGAAUUUGGGAGUUACUGUCUUUGGUCGAAAGAACAUAAAGAAUCUAUGAAAGAUGCUACAGUAAAGAUAUUUAAAGAUCAGCUUUUUGUUGCCAGAGCUUAUUAUCCAAGCAUUGCUAAACUUCAGGGACAAGAGAAUCUUUCUCGUGAGAUGAAGCAAAACAUUCAAGAACAUGAACGCAUCCUCAGUGAAGUCAUUUCAGAUGCAGAUCUCCCACCAAUUUAUGCAAAUAAAAUUCAGAAGAUGGAGCAGACAAUUGCGAAAGCUAAAGGAUGUACUGUUGAGUGCAGCAAUGUUGAGAGGAAACUGAGACAACUACUUGAUCUUACAGAGGAUGAAACUCAUUUCCAUAUGAAGCAGAGUGCUUUCUUGUUUCACCUUGGCGUCCAGACUAUGCCUAAAAGCCUCCAUUGUUUAUCAAUGAGAUUAACAGUGGAAUAUUUUAGAGAGCCUCCACCUGAUAUGGAGUUGUCUCUUGGUUUUAAGUUAGAUGACCCAAGAUUUCGGCAUUAUGUUAUAUUUACUAGACACAUACUAGCGGUUUCUGUUACCAUUAAUUCAACUGUAAUGAAUUCGAAGGACACAGCUGAUAUGAUAUUCCAUUUGAUAACUGAUAGACAGAAUUUCUAUGCCAUGAAGCUCUGGUUUGCUAGAAAUUCUUACAAUGAAGCAAUCAUCCAUGUCCUGAAUAUUGAAGAUCUUAGCGUUAGCAUCUUGAAUGGUGUAGGCUUGAAGCAGUUCUCUACUUCGGAAGAAUUCAGGAUUUCUGUCCGUGGUUUUGAUCAAACAGAGCACUUGCAAUUGAGAACUGAAUAUAUAUCUACUUUUGGCCCUUCACACUUCCUCCUUCCUGAAAUAUUCAAGAAUUUGAAAAAGGUUAUAGUUUUAGAUGAUGAUGUGAUUGUCCAGCAGGAUUUGUCAUCCUUGUGGACUAUUGAUUUGGAGGGGAAAGUGAACGGAGCUGUUAAUUUCUGCAAGCUGCAACUUGGUCAGCUCGAAAUAAUUUUAGGCAGAAGCAUACUUGACAGGAGUUUGUGCCUGUGGACUUCUGGAUUGAAUAUAAUUGAUUUGGAGAAGUGGAGAGAGCAUAAUAUUACGGGAAUAUACCACAAACUGCUGCCCACGUUCCAUAAUGGAAACGAAGAAACCUGGAGAACUGCAGCACUUCCAACAAGCCUGCUGGCAUUUCAAGGCCAUGUAUUUCCUCUUGAUAGCAUGUCGAUUAUCUCAGGGCUUGGUCAUGACUAUCAUGUUAGCGAAGAUGUCAUAAAGACUGCUGCUGCUCUGCACUAUAACGGAAACAUGAAGCCUUGGCUUGAUUUAGGCAUUCCCACAUACAAGAAGUACUGGAAGAAGUUCUUAAUACAAGGGGAGCCAUUUAUGGAUCAAUGUAACGUGCGGCAUUAGUGCUUGUUUCACACGAGAGCUAGUGAUCCGAUCUCUCUGAUUUUUUAGUCGAAGCAUGUGGAACAUUGUGUUCUUUAAAAGUAUGUAGGGUUUGAGACGGAAUUAUGACUUUUGGAAGGGAUGGAGGUGCUUUCGCCAUAUUAUUUUUAUGAUGUAAGCUUGGUUGGAAGGUUGAUUGAGAUGGCUGCGCAUUAUGGACCUUCAAAAAGGAAUUCUGUAGCUGCUAGUCCUAUCACGAGGUUUAUACAACAACGGCAGUGGAGACCUUGAUUCCAUAUAUUCAUGCUUCUGGUUAGUUAAAAUGUUAAAUUAGAUUGAAUCAUUCAUUUAUGUUAUAUAGUUUUAUAUGUAUUUUAAUUGGCAUCUCUAAUUGGAUUGGUGCCAUUUUAUUGAAUUUGAAACCACUGUAGAUUUAUAUUUUUUUCCCUUUAUUCAACAAUGAGGGUGCAAGUUCUUGUUCUCUGUUCUCAUUCUUUGUCGAUUUCAAUGUAAUUCAGAUUUUCC